GGAAUUUUCAAUGUAAACAAUCUAAAACGAAACUAGAGGAAAUAAAUCCUCAUUUUACAUUUAUCCAAUUUCCACAUAUACGUAGGCAAUAGUUAAGACAGGGGACUAUGGCCGAGGGAUUACGAGUAGUCCGUGGCCCAGAUUGGAAUCUCGGGAAUGAAGACAAAGGAGAAGGCCAUGUUGGCACUGUUGUCAAGGACAACGGAGAUCAAUCUUAUGAGGUUGUAUGGGACAUGGGAGGCAAAUCUACCUGUAGAGUUGGUAAAGGCGGGAAAUUCGAUCUCCGCAUUUUAGAUAAUGCGCCUACAGGAGUGAAACAUUUGUCUCGGAAGUGUGCAGGUUGUCAGAAGAAUACCAUCCUGGGUGUAUUGUGGAAGUGUGCCUCCUGUGAUGACGUCAACUUAUGUACGCCAUGUUACUACAUGGACAAGCAUGACCUGAAUCAUCCAUUUCAGAGGAUUGAUAAAAAAGAUGCCACAAGUGUCGAUAUUCCAAAAAGAGCUAACAGUGUUAAAAUGAAGGCACUUGGAAUAUUUCCUGGUGCAAAAGUCAUCAGAGGUCCUAACUGGGAAUUCGGUACUCAAGACGGUGGGACUGGAAAGAAAGGAAAAGUGGAAGAUAUUCGUAAUUAUGGAUCAGAUGCAGGUGGAAGGAACUCAGUACGCGUGCGCUGGGAAACGUCAGGGGAGGCUAAUGUGUACCGUGUUGGAUGUCGGGGUAAAGUCGAUCUUCAGUGUGUGGAGGAAGCCCCAGGAGGCUACUACUACAGGGAACAUCUUCCAGUGGCAGGAAAAAUUGCAUUGACACAGCAGAAGAGUGAAAUGAAAAAUUCUUCUGGUCAAUCGUCUGAAUCUGUUUUGAAAAAGGGAGACAAAUGUGUCAUUGAUAUGCCUGAACAGCCUUUGAAAGAACUUCAAAGAGGUCAUGGUGGGUGGUCUGUAAGAAUGUCAGAGUGCAUUGGUGAAAUAGCUGUAGUAAAGGACUUCCCAAGUGAUACAACAGUGGAAGUAGAGUAUAAAGAUAGAACAUAUCAGUUCCAUGCAGGCGCAGUCAGAAAGGUUUACGACAUUAAAAUUGGAGACAUUGUCCAAGUUCUGAAGGAUGAAACAAAAGCAAUUUUGCUUCAAAGAAACCACGGCGGCUGGAAUGACGAAAUGAAAAAGUCGCUGGGACUGGUGGGUAAGGUGGUGAAGAUAGAUUCUGAUGGGGACGUGGCUGUGGCCUUUGGUAACAAGGCGUGGGUGUAUAACCCUGGCCUGCUUGUCCCAGUCAGUGGAAGGAGAGUGGACGUUCUAGAGGACGAAGGAAACGAGGUGGAGGGGCCGUCUCGAUCCAGAGGUUCCCCAGAAUCUGAUCAAAGACACGAGUUAGGGGGGAGUCUUGCACAGCUAAUGGCGCAUCUGGUUCUGUUAGAAGCUUUGGGCGCACGACAGACCAUCGGCCCACAGGAAAUGUUUAACGCAUGCGCCAAAGGAAACAUUGGUGCAAUAAACCAAAUGAUUCAGAGAAAGAAAGAUUUGGUUAAUAGCUGGUUUAAAUCCCUGACGCCUUUAAUGGUUGCUGGACAUGAAGGGCAUGUAGACAUCGUGAAGCUGUUGCUGCAGAAUGGGGCCAAUAUUAACGCGUCUAAUGACGACGGCAUGACGCCCUUACUAGUAUCUAUCAUAGGGAAAGAAGAGGAUACUUCGAUUUGUUUGAUCAGAAAUAAGGCCGACGUGAACGCUUGCAACAGACAUGGACGAAGUGCAGCACACCUGGCUGUUGAAAAAGAAUUAUAUUCAGUUCUAAAGGCUGUAUUAGAAGCCGGGGCAAGCCCAAACAAACAGGACGUAGAGGGAGACACUCCAUUACACGAUGCUAUUGGAAAAAGAAGUGACAGGGCAGUCGUCAUUUUGCUGAGUCAUCCACAAAUAAAUCUGAAACUUCUUAAUAAAAAAGGUCACAUACCUCUGAUGUGGGCUGCUUUUAAAGACCAUGAUUUUGCGGUUGAGCGAUUGGUUGGAAAGGAUUCGAGUCUGGUGAAUGCUAGGAAAAAUGACGGAUACACUGCUCUCCAUAUUGCCGCCAUUAAUGACCAUACAGACUCGGCCAAUGUUUUACUGCUGAAGGGUAAAGCUCAAAUUAAUGCAAAAUCUUCACAAGGCCUGACACCACUUCAUUUGGCUGCACAUGAGGGAUAUGACGGCAUGGCAAAAGUCUUAAUACUGAAUGGGGCGGAUCUGAACAUAAAAGACGGUGAUGGGGACACACCUUUACACCUGGCAUUAAUGGGACAACGGCAGACGACAGGGGGAAACGACCCGUUUCUUCGGCUCCUUGGUCUUACAGUCAACCCUAACGCUCAAAAUCAGGAGCGAUACAAUAUGGCGGUACUGAUGAUUCAGAAAGGCGCGGAUUACGAAGCCACGAACAACAGAGGGAACACGCCUCUAGAAGUCUGCCGGAAUGGAGAACUCCGUAGAGCAGUCAACAACUUCAUACAGAAAACGCGGGCUAGUAGACCAUCAACAGGUCGAGGCGGCGCCGCGGGACGACCAGCCACGGCUGCCAAUGUUUUACAGGAGCUGUUUGCUGAGCUGCCCAUCCCCUGUGUCCGGUGUAAGGACUCCACGGCCAACACCCGCCUCCUCCCCUGUAAACAUAAGGUCCUCUGUACCGGCUGCUGCUUCAGGGUCCAGCACUGCCCCAUGUGUCGUCAGCCUGUCCAGAACAGAUGUAAUCUUCAGGGGCAAAUCUUGGUGGACCCGUGCCAUGUGCAGUAAGAUAUGGGAUGGUAUAUUGUGAUAUGACGUUUUCUGUGAAAAUUGUCUCAUUUUAAAAAUGCUGUCACCACGACUUUCAGACAUACUGAUAUGUGAAACAGUAUGCCUAUAAACUUAUUAUUAAGCAUCGAUUGGUUUCAAGAAAGAUUUUUAUCAUCCUUGGACUAAUUUUGGGGUUAAUUUUACUAAAUACCAUCAUUACAUUGUAAAUAUUUAUGUAUUAUUGUUUGUAAGGAGAUCAAAAGUAUACAUUUCUUUUGGAAUUUUCUGUAACUGCUUUUGACCGUAUAUCUUUUUAAAGAUACAAAUAGAAUUGAAAAUUGCAAU
Messenger RNA from Saccostrea cuccullata (small rock oyster), 3089 nucleotides. RefSeq names its product E3 ubiquitin-protein ligase MIB2-like. Gene Ontology annotation, cellular component: cytoplasm. The transcript is spliced from 20 exons. Gene Ontology annotation, molecular function: ubiquitin-protein transferase activity; protein binding; zinc ion binding. The record is from RefSeq and is a predicted model, not a curated record. The coding region runs from base 108 to 2762 and encodes 884 amino acids. Lineage: Eukaryota; Metazoa; Mollusca; Bivalvia; Ostreida; Ostreidae. Gene Ontology annotation, biological process: protein ubiquitination.